AUUAGAUAUUUUAUCAGACGUGCCGAUUUCUUGCAAGCAAGGCAAUUGCUCACUUCACUGUGUUUCAGCCUUUCUCUUGCCUGUUUGUAUUUCUACUUCCCCAGCCAUCGCGAUGCUCAUUUUGUUCCUUCAUUCUUCCUAAUCAAUUUCCAACUUCUCUGGACUUUUCUCGAUCAUUGAACCGCUGCGCCCGUUCUUAUGUCUGGCGUCUGUCACCCAUUGACACUCCCAACCCUCAACCCGCGUAUCUGAGCUACUUGCCAGCGCAUCGCUGGCUCCACUGUUCAUCAUGUCGAGCGCAGUGUAUCGCUUCGAGAUGGCCAAGACAGGCCGGGCCGGCUGUCAAAACACCCAGUGCAAGAAGGAUCAAGUCAAGAUUGAGAAAGGUGAAUUCAGAUUCGGAACUCAAGUCAUGAUCAAAGAUCAUCUCACGUGGAUGUGGAAACAUUGGGGAUGCGUCACUCCUGGGCAGAUUGCCAAUAUGCAGUCUCAGAUUGGUUCCCUCGACGAUCUAGACCUUGAUGCAGACCUUCCAGCCAUUCUCGACGGAUACGAAGAAAUCAGUAUCGAGGCCCAGGAGAAGGUCAAAUUCGCUUUGCAACAUGGCCACGUUGCUGAUGAAGAUUGGAAAGGGGAGCCAGAAUUGAAUCGACCGGGAAUGAAGGGCAUCAACAAGCGUACACCCAAGGCGAAGAAGACUGCAGACGAGGACGGCGAAACACCGGCUGCAGGAGGAGAUGAGACACCAACUAAACCCAAAGCAAAGAAAGCUCGCGCCAAGAAGGUCAAGGCCGAGGCAGACGAUGACGAGGAUGAGUUGGGCUCUCCACCACCGAAGAAGAAGUCCGCCCCUCGCAAACGCAAGGUUGCUGAGGAAGACGCAGACGAGGAAGCUGCUGAGAAGCCCAAGAAGAAGUCAAGAGCCAGAAAGGUCAAGGCUGAACCUCAAGACGAAGAGCUUGGCUCAGAUGAUCUUUUGAACGCUCCCGAGGUUCCGGCACAGAAGAAGUCAAGAGCGAAGAAGGUCAAAGAAGAAGAUCUGGACGAUGAGGAAGACGCUCCUGUUGCACCAAAAGCCAAAGCCAAGAAGUCCAAGAAAGUCAAGGCUGAGCCUGAAGUGGAAGAAGGUAUCGACAUGGAAGGUGUUGGUGGCGGAGACAACGAAUGGCUUGACCCAAACGCUCCGAUUCCGGAAGAAGAAGAAGAAGAAGAGCCUGAAGCCGCUCCAAAGAAGAAACGAGCUCCAAAGGCAAAGGCCAAGAAGACAGCAUGAGCGAUUCUCGACAGGAUCGCAUCUCUAUGACCACACGAGGGCCCGACUUUUGCGAAGCUAUGUGUAGCGAACAGAGCACUGUUGUAUUGUACAAAAGGUGGUUGAGGGAUUGACACACUUAAAUCCGAGGGAGUGAUAAGCGAGUUCAUAGCGUCGCGAGAGAUUCCCUGUACUAUUAGAGUCAUUUGCUUUAUGCUAUCAGUGAAGUCGGAUGCAUCUUGAUCGUGAGCUUGUUAAGACAACAAUGGAAUUGAGAUGCUUCAUUUUGAGCACA
This is a messenger RNA of Exophiala viscosa, 1547 nucleotides long. RefSeq lists its product as uncharacterized. Gene Ontology annotation, molecular function: DNA binding; zinc ion binding. The record is from RefSeq and is a predicted model, not a curated record. The transcript is spliced from 4 exons. NCBI's taxonomy places the organism in Eukaryota, Fungi, Ascomycota, Eurotiomycetes, Chaetothyriales, Herpotrichiellaceae. Bases 290 to 1273 code for a protein of 327 amino acids.